AUGGGAUUUUCUUGGCCAAACAAAUCGACACCAACAACAGGCUUUCAAUUAGAAAAGGCGGAAGAAGAAUUUCUUGUCAAACGCGUUGCACAUGAAAAAAGCAAUAGAUCAUCAGAUCAUACAGAAGAAGUUAUAGAAACUAGCAAAACCGAAAGUUCAAUAAAGCCUGUUGUUAACGUAAUGUUGGAAACAUCAGAAAAAAUGAGAGAGAUGAAAAAAAAAGAUUUUAUAGAUGGACAAGAAAGGGAGGAAGAAAUGAGUUUCUAUUCCUCAACGGCAGGAACAGUCGAAGCUUAUAAAGGUUUAACCACACAGGAUAGACGAAAUGUAGUUCUACUAAUUAUUCUAUAUUUACUUCAAGGAAUACCAGUUGGGCUAGCGUUUGGAUCAAUACCCUUUCUUCUUAAAUCAAAGUUAACAUAUUCACAAUUAGGAAUAUUUUCCUUGGCUACGUAUCCUUAUUCAUUAAAAUUAUUAUGGUCACCGCUUGUAGAUUCUAUAUAUUCGAAAAGAGUUGGACGUAGAAAAAGUUGGAUAAUACCUAUUCAAUUGAUGACAGGAAGCCUUUUUAUGUGGUUAGGAGACAAUAUUGAUCAUUUGUUUUCAAAGGAUAAACCAGAUGUCUAUGUUCUUACUGCCUUAUUUUUUAUAUUGAUUUUUUUUUCUGCGACGCAAGACGUUGCGGUUGAUGGAUGGGCUUUAACUUUACUAUCAAAAAACAGUUUAUCAUAUGCCUCUACCUCCCAAACUAUUGGGUUAAAUACUGGAUAUUUCUUAUCAUUUACUGUUUUCUUAGCAUUUAAUUCUGCAGAUUUCAGUAACAAGUAUUUUAGAAGUGAACCAAGUGAAGAAGGAAUUUUAGCACUUGGAUCAUACCUUACUUUUUGGUCGUUUGUAUAUUUUGCAGUGACCCUUUGGUUAAUAUUUGCUAAAAGUGAAGAUGCAACAUAUUCAGAUGAUGAAAUGGAUAUUAAAACUGUUUAUCAAACUAUUUGGAAUAUUUGUAAAAUGCCACUACUUUUAACAGCUAAAAUUGGAUUUAUUGCCAAUGAAGCUGUCACAGCAUUAAAAUUAAUGGAAAAAGGAUUUAGUAAAGAAGAUUUAGCAUUGGCAGUAUUGAUUGAUUUUCCAAUACAGAUUUUAGUUGGAUAUUAUGCAGCUAAAUGGAGUAAUGGACCACAACCAUUAAAACCUUGGAUAAAUGCAUUUUAUGGACGUAUAUUUUUUGCAUCUGUAGGUAUGCUGGUAGUGUACGUAUUCCCUGAAAAUAACAAAGUUUCAUCAAGUAUGUUUUAUGUUGUGAUUGCAAGCAUAGUUUUAAGUUCUUUUACAAGUACUGUACAGUUUGUUUGUAUAUCAGCUUUUAUGUCAUCAAUUGCAGAUCCUGUGAUUGGUGGAACAUACAUGACACUUUUGGCAACAUUUAGUAAUUUUGGAGGUACAUGGCCUCGUUUCUUUGUAUUGGAAGCGGUUGAUUAUUUCACAGAUGCUUCAUGUAUAAUUAGAACUUCAACAGAAGAAGAAGAAAAAUCACUAUGUAAAGAGAAAGGUGGUGUCUGUACUGUUCAUCAAGAUGGAUAUUAUAUUGUCUCUAUUAUUUGUGUGUUACUUGGUAUUUUGUCUUUGACAACAUUUAUAAUUCCUACUAUUAAAAAUUUACAAAAGAUUCCUCCAAAAAUGUGGAAAUUAAGAAAAUAA
Molecule: messenger RNA, 1698 nt
Organism: Entrophospora sp. SA101
Lineage: Eukaryota; Fungi; Glomeromycota; Glomeromycetes; Entrophosporales; Entrophosporaceae
Source: the annotation of a GenBank genome assembly